ACAACACAUCAGAGCAGACACAGCGAGCACGGAGCGGGUUCCGCGCGAGGAUUGUUUAUUGAUUCAUCGUCUGUAAACUUGUUGAACUAAUUCAUCAGAGACAAGACAAAGAAGACGGCGGCUUUUUUAAAAUCUUUGAAUUUACCAUUGAAUCAUCUGAGUUUUCAUUCUGAUCUUUGCCGGACGGAUAAUAAUGACCCACGGCACCGGAGCAGAGAUGACCCCGGAGGUUUCGGCCGCCGCCAGUUUUGUUUGCCGGCUGUUGCGCGGCCGCGGCCGCCUCAGUGACGCGCAGCUCCAGGUGUUCAGAGACGGACUCGCGCAGGCGCUCUCAGAACACUACCAGCACCAUUGGUUCCCCGACAGGCCACAGAAAGGUUCAGGAUACCGCUGCAUACGGAUCAACCAUGAAAUGGACCCUCUGAUUGGCCGAGCGGCCGGCCGCAUUGGACUGACCAGUGGGCAGCUAUUCUCGCUCUUACCGCGAGAGCUGACAAUGUGGGUUGACCCGUAUGAAGUAUCCUACCGCAUCGGUGAGGACGGAUCAAUAUGUGUUCUCUAUGAAGCAGAGCCCCCCACCACGAGCCCCGCCCCUUCAGCGUACGACCAAAUGGCGAACUGCAAAAACACCUACAUGAUGAGCGGCCGCAGGAGUCCACCCAAAAACCUCCUGAUGAUGGUGUCCAGCUGAGCAUUCUGGGUAUCUGCCGGUGCUCGCGUCCGACCGAUAAAUCGCCGUCGCUCCUGUGACUCCACAAUUCAGGCCUGAUCCGAAACCUUAAUUUAAGAAGAAUGUUAAAGCACUGGUUUAUCGUCUGCUGGACCACUCGCUGUCUUUCAGCGCUGUUCUGUGUGACUCUCGUUUAUUUUGCGCAUCCCGAAACCGGUUUUGGGGUGUUUUUCCACUGGUGCUUGCACUGUUUCAGUGCAACUACGAUACCUCACGACCCCCUCUUAAGAAUGUAAAGCAUUUACCCUUGAGCUGUUCUUGACGCAAGCAUACAAGGUUUACCUUUUAGCAGAUUUGUUACAAGUUUGUUGUUUACUUGCGAAAAAAAACCUGUAGGUGGUUACAGCGCCACCUGUGGUCACUCAGAGAAUGAGCAUUUGUGUGCUUGCCUACAGAACAGUUUCAGGCCGACACUGCGCAAAAGGCUUUCUCUCUUCAAUAUUUCUGUCUUGUUUCUAGUCCAAAUAUCUGAAAAACUAAAGCAUUUUCUAGACGAGCCAAAAAAAUAACACUGUUUUAAAAAAAAUAAUAAUUUAAGCAAGUGAAACAAGCAAAAUAAUUUGCCAAUAGAUGAAGCAAAGCCUUUAGGAAUAAGUUUAUUAGCCUGUUUUAAGGAAUAACUCGAUUAAUUUUGGAUUAUUUAUGAAAACAAUUGUUUUUACAUCCCAGAUCUUGAUUAUAAUCAUUUUUAUAAAUCAGAAACCAGACAAAUCUUGCUUUUGGUAAGAUUAUUAGCUUGUUUUAAGGAAAAACUCGGCUACUUUUGACCCAUUUCUUGAAACAACUGUUCUAGAAGUUCAGAAAACAGUUAUUAAUAUCAUAUGUAUACAUUAGAAACCAGACAAAUCCUCGUAGGAGAAGCCUAUUUGUGCAGUGUUUAACAGUGGUGGUGUUUAAUUAAUCUGCAGGAGCUGCUGAGAGAGACGCCACACCAUCAAACUCCCAUAAUCCCCUCUGCCUUAACCACAGCACCGCUCCCUCAAUAAACGCCACUGCCUGGCUCUUUUAGUCUUACUGUGCAAUAUUCAGGCGACGCGCUCUGCAACUGGUGUCCUGAAGCGAGUCGCAUGGACCGAAGGCGUCUCUGAGGGAGCCGCUGUGUUUUCCCAGGAUGCUUUGCGUGUGGUUUAUUGGUUGGUGUCGGGCCGCAGAGCCUGCCGUCUGUAGCAUCUGUCUCAAUCUCGGGCUGCUGAGCGGCUUGUUUACCGUUUUAGACAGAGUCAUGUAGUCUGUAAGCUAUUUUUGAAGCAGAGUUGCUGUUCAUGUACAUUUUUAUAAUGAAUUUGUGCACAUGUAGAGCUGUACAGUCGAUUUUUAUUACAAUAAACCUUUUAUAAAUGAA
Danio rerio (zebrafish) is the source of this 2072-nucleotide messenger RNA. It is a transcript of the gene btg2, whose product is annotated as BTG anti-proliferation factor 2. NCBI's taxonomy places the organism in Eukaryota, Metazoa, Chordata, Actinopteri, Cypriniformes, Danionidae. The record is from RefSeq and is marked validated.